AUGGACGGUGCUGACGCUUUGUUAACUGGGCUUGCCAGCGGGGACCGAGCGCCCGCGGAUGCCGUGGUUCCAGAGGCAAGUAUGAAGCGAGAUCAGGACUCCGUGGAUGAUUUUGAGCACCUAGAGGGUGAGGGCAAGAAGGACGAUAUUAGUGACUCGCCGCUGCAUAGCGCACGGAAUACUACUCAAAGUUUCCUUGACAUGGAAAGAGAUGUGUUUCUAGACACACCUCGUGCUCCCUCCGUCACAGAAAAAUCGGAACACAUCGCUGACAAAUUUACAGAUAGUGAAUCGGAUGCCGGCGAGUCACCUAUGCACCGCCCAGUGCCAGCUAAAGCACGAGAUCCCGAACCCGCCCCUCCUACAGACCCAACGCCUGUGCUGACUCCAGCUACUGUUACGAUCCCAGCUCCUUCGCAAGAGAAGAAAGAACCUGAGCCGGAAUUAAUGUCUGACGUUGCCCCCAUUAUAAACGAAGUGAAGCCUGAAUUUAAGCCCAUGACUUCCCCUGACAUUUUACUAAAGCCUUCAGAAUCUAAGACUGAAACGAUAUCAACGGUUGUGGAGCCAAAACCUGCACCAGCGCAACCAGCACCUGCUCCCGUGGUUUCAGUUAAACCGAAGCCCGAGGCGCCUCGAGGGCCCACUGCACACAUCAUUGAGGCAGAGGUUAUUUUCUGCCAAAUGGGACUAGAUGCUUGGUUCGACCCGCAGAGACUACACCCUGAAGGUGAGUGA
Pieris macdunnoughi is the source of this 738-nucleotide messenger RNA. Lineage: Eukaryota; Metazoa; Arthropoda; Insecta; Lepidoptera; Pieridae. The record is from the annotation of a GenBank genome assembly.